Molecule: messenger RNA, 5418 nt
Organism: Physcomitrium patens
Lineage: Eukaryota; Viridiplantae; Streptophyta; Bryopsida; Funariales; Funariaceae
Biological process (GO): transmembrane transport
Cellular component (GO): membrane
Molecular function (GO): ATP binding; ATP hydrolysis activity; ABC-type transporter activity
Source: RefSeq, a predicted model, not a curated record
AUAAAAGUAGAUCUCGUUCGCAGGUUGCGGCAGCCGCACAUUUCUAUUUGAGGUAGUGGAACUGUUUGAGGUGACAUUUUGCACGAUGGGCGUUGACUGUGGUUCCACACGUAGUCCUACUAAACCUGGGCUUAGGUGCUCAUUUCGAACGCUUUGAAAGUUUUGGAUGAGAUGGUUGUUGUAAGAGUUUUCUACAAGAAAAACCAUGUGAGUGGAGACACUAUUGACGACAUGGUGUCGACGGCUUUUUCUUAUUUCUUCCUCGCCUUCCUGAACUGCGGUGCAAUAGUGUGACAAUCGUAGACAGUGAAUACUGUGGCUUGAAGUCGCAAUUGUAAGAUCGUUUUGGCAAAUGUGACAGUCGCUGUGGCCAGAUGGCGAUCGCGGGACUUGGGCCCUAGUAAAGCGAGAGCAAUAUUUGAUUAGAAGAGAGCGACGAUUUGAAUCUCGAAUUGUGGGUCGAGACAGAUUCCUGGACGUGGCCGGGAUAGUCCAUGAUUUGGCGUCCUCACUGGAAGAUGUUUUAGACAAUCAAAUCAUUUUGUGUAAUGAUUUCUGGAUCUUCUUGUCAUACUCUGUAAUCUUCAGAGCAAGAUUGCAUCCCAUCCCAUCCGAACUUGGAGACCUCAACCUUAGAUUUAGCGCUUGUUGACUCUUUGUUACCCUCCUGCAACGUGGCGGAGUAAGGUUGCAAAAACAUAUCAAACCCUCUUUCUUUUUUAUGGGUUUUGGGUGCGAGGAGUCCAGGAAUCACGUGAAAUAUCGCCAGAGAUGGAUUUUAUGAGCAUCGAUUAGACAACGUAAUUCAUCAAAUAUUGAAAGCAUAUGUGGAGUGCACCGCAUAAAUCUGCUUUGUUGAAUAACUUUUCGCUGGGUACGACAUUGUUGCGUGUCGGGGAGGUUUGCAUGAUUAUAAUUUCUAAAGAUUGAUCGGAGCUCUCCCAACCUGGGCUUUGCAGAUUGAGGUAUAAUUCUGCAUCCGACGUCUUCAGUCACAACUCAAUGUGGGAAAAGAUUUAGACCUUCAGUAUCCGAAUGCCGACAUCAUUUAUAGAAUGGACACACAAAUUUCACAAAUGCUAGCAACAUGUUGACCAAACUGAUUGAUGUGUGAAUAUGUUGCGACGGACAGCUAUUGCAGAAAAAAACUAAUAGAAAAUGUUAGGAAGUUAAGAUCAGCAAAGUUCACACGAAGGACCUUCAGAACGAACUAUCUCGACUGCAUAAGUUUCUCUUGCAUCUUGCUCUUUCAAAACGCACCUGAGCGUUGCUGGCACCUGAUUAGGGCGAUACAUAAAAACAACGCAGCAUUUUUGCUCUCCUUGCCGUCCACCUCGACGACAUAAUAUGGAGCUUGUCCCUUCCAACCCACUCUUCUUCAAACACCUUCCAAUUCUACGUGUUGUACCUUUCAAUCAAGCCGAAAAACAACUAAACCAACUGAAAUACCAAGAAAUAAACUGAUAGCAGUAGACAAUCAACGCAUGCACACCUCGGGUGGUAUAUGUAUAGCUAGGCGUGGCACACUGCAUAUUGAUAGGUGAAGGCGGGAAAAUAGACACGACCCUCCACCAAUUCGUGCAUGAUCGUAGCUGCUAUCUCUGCACCGUUCCUAACUGCCUCCAUCGUCAUUACUCUCUAGUUCACAAUAACAAGUGCAGUUAAACUAACAAGCUACAGUAGCUUAAUCGUACGCAACUAGUGCCAUCAAAUUUGUUGCGCUCCGAUUGACAGUAUUUUGUGAGAAUUUAGAGCUUCUUGUGCUGUUACGACAUGAAGCACAGGAGCGGGUGUAGGGAUACCCUUUCUGAUAUCCUCUGCAAGAUACGAUGCGGGUAUCGGCUGGGAGAGGAACGAAAUGGGGCGCUGUACAUUGAAACACGAACGUAUGUCUGCGUAGGAUGAUCACAUUGUGAUGGUGUUCAAGCCUCUAAGAUGGUCACGAAAGCAGCGAACUCGCACUGCACGCUUAAUUUUGUGCUUCCUUGCGAUAACCUAUUCUCUGUGGAGAUGAGGAGUGUGGUCGAAAGCUCUUUAUGAGUUGAGUUUUCAAGCAUGGGGAAGAAGAGGAAAGAGAAAACUGAGGAAGGACGUCCCCUAUGUAGGCAUGCAGGAACCAAAAUAUGGUCCAGAGAGAAGAAAAGCAGCAGCGUCCAAACGCAAACAUUCACGACAUCGUCGGACUCAGGUGUAACUGAAGCGUCAGUAUUAUACUCGAAUAAUGCAGGUUUUUCUAAUUUUUCCAGCUCAAAAUGGCAUGAUCUGAUAAGUGGUGUAGAAGAUGCACGAUGUAAUCAAACGAAUUCUGAAUUUGAGCAAGUGGGCUACGUUGAAGAUAACUCUGGACGAUUUGCCAAAUCAUGUCAGAAUUGCGAACUAAAAGACUAUGGAUCAUCGAGGCCAUCGAGUUCAUCGAAUCAUCAUGAGAAGAGGAUCUACCUGCACUUGGAUUUUAGGAACAGAGAGAGCCCCCAGUUGGUUGUGUGCCCCAAACGGAAUCACCAUCAAUACUAUUCUAGUGGGCACGGUGAAGUCGUAAUAGAUGUUGAUUCAGAAUCCCUGCCCCGGCCCUCAUGUUCUCCUUCGCGGUCGCGACUAUGUGAGCAUGCAAUGCCUGUGUCUUCUUUCACCCAAAGAAGCAACUGCCAAAGUUACACUGAGGCUUCUCUUUACAAGGCUCCUCAGCUUCAAUCUCUUCUUGAUGCUAACGGCUCAGGCAGUCGCUCAACAUCGGAGAACGUGCCAUCUCCGACCGCCAGUAUAAAUCCUAGACGAGGGUCUCAGGUACAGAAUGCAGAGGGACAACUUACACAUGAGCGAGCCAUGUUAACAACUCCUGAAAGAGGGAGAUCAGAUCUCCGCUCCAAUCUUGCACAUGGACGAGCCAUGUCGGAGCCGAGGGGGCGAAUGGCAUUCAGAGGAUGCGAAUUGGAUAUUUGCCCUAAUCAGCUUGCGCAGGGCCGACACAGUUUAUCAUCGCCAGCAUGUAGUGAGUGUUCUUCAGAUCCCAAGAGCCAGUUUGAAUUCAAUAUUGGGGAAGGAGUGCCUACUGCAAAAAUUGGCAAUGUCAGAGAGAUCUUGCUUCCAUUGCCUAAGUUUCUACAAAAAAAGAACAUCAACACUCCCAACAGUGGCACGCGAGUUGUGAAAGCGAUUGCGUUACAGCCCAAGCCGGCCACUUACGGAAAGAUUGCAACUCCGAGAAGUUGCAGCAUGAAGUUGAAGAGAGACACUAUGCGGGUAAAAGGUGGAAGUGGUGCAUUUCCGACAAUUUUCCCCAAUUGGUUUACGAAGCCUGUUGAAAGCAGUGCACCACCUCAACAGACUGAUGGUGUUGUUCUGUCAUGGGAAAAUCUGACUGUGAUGUCUAAGGUCGGAAAAGUGUUGUUGAAUAAUUUGAAUGGGCAAAUAAUAUGUGGGUUCACUGCUAUCAUGGGCCCGAGUGGGUCUGGGAAAUCAACCUUGUUGAACACCCUGGCGUGUCGAAUGCGUCAAUCAGCAAGCGUUACAGGCAGAAUCCUUCUCAAUGGUCGAGAUUACAAAAUUGCAGAUUUGAAGAAAAUAUCUGGCUAUGUUAUGCAAGAUGAUCUGCUGCAUGCGCAUCUAACUGUAGAGGAGACACUCAAGUAUACCACGAGGCUCAAGUUGGAGCCGUCUUUGACAGAGGAAGAAGUGUCUGCACGUGUGGACGAGAUUAUCACGCAGAUGGGAUUGGAUCAUGUGCGAAACACAGUCAUUGGAAACCCUGAGAAGAGAGGAAUUAGUGGAGGCGAGAGAAGGCGAGUCAGUGUUGGCAUGGAACUGGUCACACAUCCACAACUCCUUUUUUUGGAUGAACCCACCUCAGGUUUAGAUAGUGUUACGGCACUCUCAUUGUGCGAGCAGUUGCAAAAACUAGCACGCUCAGCAAACUGUACCAUCGUCUGCACCAUUCAUCAACCACAAGCCAAAAUUUUCAACUUGUUCCAUUACCUAAUCAUCCUCAAAGCUGGUCAGGUAAUCUAUCAAGGCAAAGCAUCAGAAGUGCUUCAACUUUUCGAGGACUCUGGAUUCCCUUGCCCAGAAUAUACCAACCCAGCUGAUCAUUUUCUGGAUGUUAUAACGCCGUCCAUGAAUAGGCCUCAGGGGAGUCUUAAAAACGUCGAUGAUGUUUUAAAAUCCAAAUUCCAUCCACUCCCGGUAAACAUGAAUCAAGGAUCAGAAUACUUGGUGUUCCAGACUAUGCGAGAGAGGAUGCCAUGGCAUCGGCAGUACUUAGUGCUACUUAACAGAGGGGUGAGAGAGCAAAUUCGGAAGAAAAAUAUGCUGAUAACUCAAAUGUGCCAGAGCGUGAUGAUGGGACUACUGAUUGGCGGAGUAUUUUUCCAGAUCGGUGACCACCAGAAGUCCACAGUGCGUAGGCAACCUGUGCUGUUUUUCUGUGUGAUAAACCAGGGCGUUUUCGGUGCAUUGACAGUUAUCAAUUCUUUCCCUGGAGAACGCGCUCUUACACUGCGUGAAAGGGCAGCUGGAAUGUAUUACUGCUCAUCCUAUUUCACAGCGAAGGUUACAGCUGAGAUGGUUUCGCAGAUUGUUUCCCCCAUCAUUUUCUCGUUCAUAGUCUACUGGAUGGUUGGCUUCCAGAGAAAUGGCUCCAAGUUUAUGAUCUUCAUGGUGUUGAUGGUAUUGUGCCAGCUGGCAGCUACAUCUCUUGCUCUGAUGGUCUCGGCUAUUUGCAGGACAACUGACUUCUCAGUCACUGUUUUGCCAAUGGUCCUUGAAGUUAACCGCCUCUUUGGGGGGUUUUUCUUAUCACCCAAGAACCUCCCUGAUUACUUUGUAUGGCUGGAUGCAUUCAGCUAUGUCAAGUACACAUACACAGCUAUUUCCCUGAACGAGUUGCACGGUUUGAAGAUCAGAUGCAGUCCAUCUGAGUAUGUUGCCGGGGCGUGCCCCAUUACAUCUGGCGAACAAACAAUUAAGAGCUUAGGUCUUGAUUACCUCAAUAUAGGUUCAUGCAUUACCAUUUUGAUUUUCUACAUUCUAAUUACUAGGAUUAUUGCAUAUCUUGGCAUCCGCUACCUUAAGAAAUAGAGAAGAGGUUUAUAGAAUACUCACAAAUGUAAUCAAUUGAUAAAUCACUAGGUAUGUAGAUAUUUUGUAACAAAUUAGUUAGUUUAUACUUAGAACACAUUUUGCAAAGAGAGAUUCAUAGGUCAAAUAAUGUUUAGGAUUCUUUGGAUGCACCACUUCUAGAGUCCAUGUAAACUUAUCAAGAUUGAAAAGUAGAAAAGUGGAAGCUAGAUUGAGAUGAUAUAUAAAUAAAUUUUCAAAAACUAAAACAUUUCUUCCAUCUCAUCUAGAAAUUUCAACAUUAUUUUGUAAACUAUGUGAAUUUUAAGAAAUAAUUUGGAGAUAGUAUGUAUAUUUAAGAAGCUA